CAUGCCGCCGGAACCCCUAGCACAUUGUUGUCUCGAUCAGCCCAAAUUUCGGGCCCACCCCCCACUUUUUGGAUCUCUGGAUCCGCCCCUGAUUAAUAUUAAAAAUGAAGUAAUAUUCUGCAAACAGAACAUGGUACAAAAUGAGUGGGAAACACAACUAUAGUUUGUUAAUUAUGUUUGUGAAUUUAUAAACCAAAUUUGAAUGAUUUGAUUGUAAUUUCUAAUGUUUGUUUGGUUGCAGUUCAUGUCAUUGUAUGCUGGCAAUUGUGAGACUGAAGUUGUUCAGCGUAUGUGGAAUGUAUACUUCCUUCAAGCUGAUCCGUUUUUGGUCUUUUUUCUUGCAUUAGUUAUAUUAGUCAAUGCUAAAGACAACAUUUUUUCAUUAAGUAGCGAAAGUAAUCAAAUAAUAAUUGAGAGUCUAGCUAAUUUUCCUGAUCAACUAGAAGCAGAAGAUGUGGAUGAUUUCUGUUCCUUAGCUCAGUACUAUGCCUCAAAAACACCACAGUCAUUCAGAAGGGAUUACCAGUCGAUGUUUGGUAGCAGCAUAGCUAACAGCAAAGACAGGACUAACAGCCUGUCCCAUGAAUUAUGUUUACAAGUUAAUGUAUCAGAAUUAGUCCAGUCAACCUCCCAAGCAUCAGUUGAUAGUGUAACUUAUUUUGUUGUUGAUUGUCGUCCAGCAGACCAGUACAACAGUGGUCACUUACCAACCGCUUUUCACCUUGAUGCUAACUUGAUGCUACAGCAGCCAACAGAAUUUGUAAGUGCCGUCAAAGCAUUGUCAGCAGCUCAACAGCAGGCUGUAGAGGCAGGGUCUGAUGCAGCUGGAGAACACCUCUGCUUCAUGGGGAGUGGCAGGGAAGAGGAAGACCAGUAUGUCCACAUGGUAGUUGCCAAUUUUCUGCAGAAAAAGAGUCAAUAUGUAAGCAUAGCAGCAGGUGGGUUCAAUGCACUACAUAAGCUGCUUGAGAAGGAACUUGGAACAGGUUUGACAGACCAUGCUGUUAACACAUGCAUUGUAUGCACUCCAGAGAUGGCCAUAUCAGAGGAAGAACUUUGUGAAGAUAUAGCACAGCCGACAUUGGCUGUGAAGGGGGCAGCAUUCAUGGGUAAACUGACAUCCACGCUAAAGAGCAAGUCCGCAACCGUCAAAGAUAAGAUGAUUGAUUUCAUUAAGAAUGAAGUGACCCAAGAAGACCGCCAUGUUAGUAGUGAAGUGACAGGAAAAAGGUAUAAAGCCAGUAAAAUGCAGCCUGUCUUCACCAUAGCAGAUGAUGAUGAAGACAAUGAUGGAAAUUCUUCUAAUCUCUCUGAUGAUGACAGAAGGGAAGUAGUAAAUAUAGACACAUGGCUCAAGAAACCAGAGGUCACACACAAGUUCAAAUGUCAGGAGGUCAGGGAUAAUGGCUUCAUGAGUCCUUGCAACCUGCUCCUUACGGAGUCUCAUCUAUACAUUCUUCGGGACAUACCUGAUCGUAAGGGAUUUGCACAUAUCACUGCAAGACGAGCCCUCUCUAGUGUUGCUAAGAUAACUUCUAAGAAGCGUUGUCCAGAACUUAUCACGUUUAAAUAUGGUUUCUUGGAAAAUGACGUCCUGAAACUAGUCAGCUACGAUAGACUUUUUAUAACAAAUGCUGGAGAAGCUACAAAAAUAAUUAAACAACAGAUAAUGAAAGUAAUAGGGGAUCAGCAAUGAGAAAAACAGGAAGGUAUGGUAACAGGCUUAACAUUCUGACCGUAGAUCUCUUUGGAGCCUACCAUACGAUACUAUACGAAAUAUUGUAUAUUGGCAUUAAAACCACUUCAGCCAAGGCUAUAGAGAUGCACACUACCAACAAUUACAAAAGGUUUACAAGUCUAGGGAGUGUUGAAGCUCCUCUCUGUACAUCUGACAUCUCAUUCCAUAAUACAAUGCCUCUAUAAGACAAAGUAUGCUUCAAAGCAUUUAAAGUCAGACUCUGGAGGAAAAAAAUUUUUGAUAUGUUGUAGAACUGAUUUUUCUAAGACAGAAAAAAGUUGUUUGACGAAAAACUGGGGAACGGUGAAUGAGAUACAGAUUUUUUAAUAUUUAAAAACUAGGGGAAAAAGGGGCGUAACCGCCAAUUUUUACACCUGUUUCCUCCAGAUUUUAAAUAUUCAAAAUUCUGAAUCUCAUUCACCGUUGCUCAGUUUUUGAUCAAGAUACUUUUUUCUGUCUUAGAAAAUCAGUUCUGCAACAUAUCAAAAAGUUGUUUUCCUCCGGAGCCUGAUUGACCUUGAUAUGAGCAUGCACGGUUCAAACUACGACUUGACUUAUUGUUGUACAUUUGUUGACCCUUGACCCUUGCACUCUGACAUUCUGGAUACUAUGGCGCAUAUAUUAUUAUUUAUUACAAUUACUGUCAGUCGCUCCUUUUUGGCUAAUAAGUAUGCUGCAUUCAACUAUCCAUCAUUUUAGCUAAUUUUUGGUUAUUAAAAGGAAAAAGGAAUUUUAAUUGAUAAAAUUAUUAUUUAUUAUAUUUAAUUGAUUGACCAAAUGGACGGAUUUUAUAAAUUCAUUGAAAUAUGUAUAUUGAACUUCGAAUUGGUUGCUGGCCUUUUCAUUGCUUUUAUUAAGAUGGUAAGUAUUUAAGUCUGAAGUUAUAAUCAGUCUUCAUAUCCAUUCAUCAACCACCAAUUUAUGCAUCAACACAUGUUUUGCAGAAUCGUAAAUACUCUUACGUUGAGGGGGAUUUUUAUGCUUGUAAAAGCACUGAAAUAUAAUAGUGAAAUUUGUAUUGUCUGAAUUUUUUACAUAUGGUUUUUUUUUACUAAGGGAACAAAAUGAAGCUAGUGUUUCUUUUUUAAAGCCUGUACGAGGGUUUUCACUCAAAUUAUGUUGAUAAACUUUUAAAAUAGUAAAUUUGUUUACUGCUAGAGGAAUUAAGCAUGGAGCUUUUACUUAUCUGUACUGAAUGGCAAUAUCAUUGAAUGUGUUUAUAAUGUAAAAUAAAUACCUGAUAUAAGGUUUAUCCAAAACGUGACAUCAACUCCUUUGCCUAAUGGUCUUUUAUUUUCACAAAAAAAAUCAAUUAAUAAAUAAAUAAAAUAUCAAUAGAUAAAAAUACUAUUAGUUGGAUGCAUGAUUUGGAAUUUGAUGUAGGCCUACAUUUUUGUUACAGUGCAAUUCCAGAUCAGAAGGGGAAAGGAGUUGAGGUUUGCAGAAUGCAGGCAGGCAUUUGAUUAUCUGCAACUAAUGUUUUUCAAAAACUUGAAAACAAUAGAUAUCAUUCACUCAUAUAAUAGGUGAAUAUAUACAAAUCCAUAGUCAACAAUUAACUGAAUUAGCAAUAUCAUAAAAUGCAGAGAUACAGUUUAUAAAAGUCACAAUUAGAAUAAUAUAAGUUGCAGAUAAUGCAGGAUGUAAAAAAAAUAUUUAAGAACUAUAACGGAUGUUGGAGUCAGUUGCGUUUGCCCAGCUGUUACAACACUAUUACAUCAUCUGGUCGUUUGAGAUACUGCAUAAAUUGAUCUGUAAUUGUGAUCCUAUCAGGUACUAAAUAUUAUUGUAUAAAAAAUGACUUCUUAAUAAAUUAUAAACAAAUUA
Molecule: messenger RNA, 3565 nt
Organism: Anneissia japonica
Lineage: Eukaryota; Metazoa; Echinodermata; Crinoidea; Comatulida; Comatulidae
Product: TBC1 domain family member 23-like
Exons: 10
Coding region: 224-1696 (490 amino acids)
Biological process (GO): retrograde transport, endosome to Golgi
Cellular component (GO): trans-Golgi network
Source: RefSeq, a predicted model, not a curated record